Molecule: messenger RNA, 3187 nt
Organism: Cebus imitator (Panamanian white-faced capuchin)
Lineage: Eukaryota; Metazoa; Chordata; Mammalia; Primates; Cebidae
Gene: MS4A10
Product: membrane spanning 4-domains A10
Biological process (GO): cell surface receptor signaling pathway
Cellular component (GO): plasma membrane
Source: RefSeq, a predicted model, not a curated record
CCUUGCAGCAGCUCUCUAUCCCGUGAGAGUAGUUUUAUAUUUAAAGUUGGAAGGGACCCUGGAGAGCGUCAUCCAAUUUCCGUUCCCACUGUGACAUGAGCAAACCAAAAGCUCAUGCCACAGAGAAAAGGCCAAAAACCAGAGCCCAGAACCAGACACUGAAACCUUCCAGGUCGCUUUGCCCAAAAGCAGACCCCAUAGAAUACCAAUUGCAGAGAAAAAAAGACUCUAUGGCCAAUUAAGUUUGAGAAAUGCCCUUAAUACGAAACCAGAGCACACCACUUGUAGAAAAUCUCAGAGCCUUUAAUAUGAGAAAAAGGAAGAAGAGGAUAUCCAUGGUUUCCCCAGCUUCUUUGACCGCGGAACCCUUUUACUGCGGAUCCAUCAGGACCACUGUUUCAUGGAACGUACAUUGAGAAGGGUUUCUCUGGAUUCUGGAAUCCAACUCCCUGUUGGGUAUUUGAGCCAUUCCUGCUGCCACAGCUCUCAUAAGUGAAUGUGUAGGUGGAGAUACAGCUUCAGAGCCCAGGCACUCGCUAUCCCUGUGGACAACCGGCUCCAUCUGAGACAGCUCUACUAAGAAGUCCCUCUUCAGUUCUUUGCAGUGGAGUUCAGGCCUGGGUCCAGGUAUUGUCCUCACAGGUGUGCAGAGCCUCAUUGAAGCCAGUGGCUAAUCUGGUUCAGGCCUCCAAAUACACCCCUCAGUCCAGCUAGCUGUGUCAGAAGGACUCCUGAAGACUUGGGGACUGAGGGAGGGAGAAUUCCCAAGCAUAGCCGGGCAGAGUCACAGAAGAGUCGUGCAUUACAGUGUCUAUGAGCUCAGGAAAGAGGGAGACCCUCUGCCCACUGUCCCCACUUAAUCAGGGGUUGUCACUGCAGGCCAAUGGAGAUACUGAUCAGGAGGUCCUACCCAGCAGCCCAGGCCCAGAGCACUGGCAAUGGAGUAAGACCAGCAUGGUUCCAAUUCCAGGCACUUCCUCACUGUGUGACCUUGGCCAAGGCAGGCAACCUCUCUGAACCUUGGUUUCCUCUUCUACGCCAUGGUGCUGACUUCCUGAGGAUUAAGGGAGGUUGCCAGGCAAAACUGCCUCCUGGCACAGUGCCUGACACACAGUCCUCACCCAACCAUGAAGCCCCAUCCUGCUCUUUGGCUCUUGAUAAUGUCCCUUCUUUUCCCCCCCAGCCCAGGACAUAGUCACCCGGACUAUUUGACCCUCCAAACAUCCCAAGGUUUUUUUCCUUGUGUGGAAAGAACUCCCUGCACCCCUGUGGAAAAUGUGGAUGCUCAGACAGAACUGCCUGGGUCCACAAGUCAGACUUAAAAGUGAGAGGAAUGCCCCUCCCUUUUCAUCCUUCCAGGACAGCCUGAGAGCAGCCUGCGCUCUCUCAAGGAUUUGCUCACUAGCCCCAGCCCCAUGGCGAAACCAUCUCUGACCUCAAUCCCCACAAGCCAGCCCGUUUCUUCCCCGCCCAGAUCUCCACCUUCUGGGACAGAAAGGCUCCACUGGAUUUCCUCACCAAGUCCGCAGGCAGCCCCCAAGCCCUGGUGCCUCCGCGGCAUCCGUAUACACUAUGAUACUGACCCUGUCUGCAGGUUGUCUGUUCAGCUCCCUUCUAAAUUUUUUCCCAAAUCCUUUUUGUGCCCGUGAGAACAUCCAGAACAUUCAUUUCCAUUUGUUGAGCCAACAGCGCAUGAAGGAUUUAAGCCCCAGGCUCUGGAGCCAGCCUGCCAUCCUUCAAGUCCAAGUCACCUAUUGGCUGUGUGACCAUGGGCAGGUGGCUUAACCUUUCUGAGCCUCAUCUGCAAAAUGAGAGUGAGGAGAGUAUUUACCUCAUAGAGUUGGAAUGAGGACAAAACAGGUAAUGCAUGUAGCAUAUUUAUCUCAGUGCCUGGAGCGGAGAAAGUAUUUGUAAAUGUCCGCGUUGUUAAACGCAGACUCCUGACUCAGUGGUGGCUCAUAAGAAGUCCUCGUUGGAAGACGUUUUCUUCCCUUCUCUCCAGGAAGCAUGGGCACCACCACAGGAGGUAGGACAAUUAUUUCCCACCUGGCUUCAGUCACUCAUCUUGGACCAGUGGAUGGAGACUGUUGACAAGGCCCCUCCACCGCCCCAGGCCUCCUGCACCUCCCAACUCUGCCAAACUGCACUCUGGCCCGUUGGGUGAGCUCUGUCUUGCACUGGUUGUGAACUGUGUCUGGUCCACAUUUUUCUGCCCCAAAAGGAGCUGUGUCUUUGUAAUCCCAGAAAGGCUGUGACAGCAAUUACUCCCCAUUCCCAGGGGCCAGAUUAUUCCAGGUCAAAUCAAGGCUGCUGGUCAGGGCAGCCAUGGUUCUGGAAAGAUCCAGUCCUGUGAGCACAGGUGACCGGCAGAGGCUCACCCAGGCACAAGCCUCAGAAAUGAGACAGGUUCUGAUGGCCUUUCUCCCCAUCCGUCAUCCAGGGCCCCCAACCAGCAUCGAUGAAGGCAGAAGCCACGGUUGCCACCAGCUCCAGUGCUGGGGGCCUCUCGUCCUGGCAAGUCCUCAGCUCAGCCCAGCCCUGGCAGGCAAAUCUAUCCCAGAACAUGACCCAGCACAGGAUCCAGCACAAGGAAUCCCAGCAGAGGACCAGCCUUCUCAAGGAGCUGGGGGCCUUCCACAUCGCCAUUGCUCUGCUGCACGUGGCCUUUGGGGGCUACCUGGCCUCUACAGUCAAGAGCCUUCACCUGGUGGUGCUGAAGUCUUGGUAUCCAUUCUGGGGGGCUGCCUCUUUUCUCAUUUCAGGGAUCUUGGCGAUAAUAAUGGAGACCUUUUCUAAAGCUUACCUGAAGGUGUUGUGCCUGAUGACAAACCUCAUGAGCCUCCUUUGUGUGCUGUCCGGCCUCUUUGUCAUUGCCAAGGAUCUCUUUCUGGAAAGCCCAUUUGAGUCCCCCAUCUGGAGAACGUACCCCAACUCCACAGUCCACAUCCAGAGGCUAGAGCUGGCAUUGCUCUGCUUCACUGUCAUAGAGCUCUUCCUGCCAGUGCCCACGGCUGUCACAGCCUGGAAAGGGGACCGCCCGUCUGCAAAGAACGAUGAUGACGCAUGCCUUGUUCCGAACCCACCACUGCAUCUCAAAGGCCUGCCAGUGGGGCCCCCACCAUCCUACCAGACUGUGGUUCAAGGUACGCCCGCCCAACACAAGCAACAUCAGAGGCUCAGAGAAGUU